Molecule: messenger RNA, 549 nt
Organism: Microplitis demolitor
Lineage: Eukaryota; Metazoa; Arthropoda; Insecta; Hymenoptera; Braconidae
Exons: 3
Coding region: 1-549 (182 amino acids)
Source: RefSeq, a predicted model, not a curated record
AUGUCAGGAACCUCAUGGAAAAUAGUAAAACGUAAACAGUGGAUGAAUGCAGUGAAAAAUUACGUAGAAAAUCCAAAAGACUGGGUACCAAAUAAGUAUACGAGGAUUUGUAGUACCCAGUUCGUAAAUAAUGAAAAAUCAGAGCAUCUGUUACAUCCAUUUUAUGUUCCUUCGAUUUUUCCUGGACGUGAAAAUAUAAAAAGAAUUAAUCAAUCCUUAGAACGCUUCCAACGAGUCAGAAAUCAUGAAAUAAACACAGUCCACAUCAAUAAAUAUAUUGUGAGUGAAAAAAAAAGAAAUAACAUAAACAUUGAUAAUACGAUAGACACAGUAAUAGAGCAAGGUGAUGAAGAACAUGCAAGGAGUAUUGAAGAACAUCAGAUUGAUAUUCAUGUUAAAACUGUUACGGUGAAGCCUGUGCAACGGAGCAUAAGUCGUCAAACAGAAAUAGUCACAGACGGAGGUUAUGAGGAUUUGCCAUAUCUUUUUUAUAAUCUUAACUAUCAUAACGAUCCAAGCAUGGCAGCAGUACAGAUGCGUACUUACUAA